UGCUGCAGCCGAGGCGGCCCAGCCAUCUCCGUGCAAUUGCCUUGCUCACGAUCAGACGCAGGUGCAGCCGAUGCUGACUCAGCCCGUACCAUUCAGAAUUAAGACGUGAGAAGAAAUUGGGAAGCUAUGGGCAGGGUACACAGGCCCCCACCUGGGCAGCACCGGCAUUGUGAGGGUUGCAUCAAUCGCCACUGCCAAGUUCCUGUGGAGCCCAACGUCUCCUGCCUGGUGAUAAGCUGCCGCCUGCUCUGCGGCGCUACCUUCCACAUGUGCAAGGAGACGGAGCACGAGCUCCUCUGCCCUUUGGAGCAGGUUCCGUGUCUCAACUCUGAAUAUGGCUGCCCCCUUUCCAUGUCCCGCCACAAGUUGGCCAAGCACCUGCAGGUGUGUCCCGCCAGCGUGGUCUGCUGCUCCAUGGAGUGGAACCGCUGGCCAAAUGUGGACUCAGAGACAACUCUUCAUGAGAACAUCAUGAAAGAGACUCCAAGCGAAGAGUGUUUGGACACAGCCCUGGCCCUCCAGGACCAGAAGGUCCUCUUCAGAUCCUUGAAGAUGGUAGAACUUUUCCCAGAGACUAGAGAUGCCACGGAGGAGGAGCCAACCAUGAAUGGAGAAACCAACUGGGAAGAAAUGGGAGGGGCGGUGGGGGGAGAGAAUUCUAGUUUAGUACCACAAGAUUGUCUGUCAACAGCCAAUGGAGAGGUGGCAGAGUUGAGUCAAGAAGAACGAGAGGCGCUGGCCAAAACCAAAGAAGGGAUGGACCUGGACAAAUUUGGCAAGUGGGAAAAUAUGUUUAGUAAAGAGCAAGCCGCUGCUGCUUUAGCAAAUUCGUCAGCAAGCUGUGACAGCAAGAGCAAGAAUGGCCUGGGGAGAGAACAAAAUUCCAGUGACAAUAACAAAGCAGAUGGAGAGGGUGUUGCCAAAGGGCAAGAACCACAGGAAAAUCAGAAGCAGAGGGACUUUCUGGCAGCUGUGGAAAAAACAGGGCUUGCCCCUUGGCAGGAUGGCGUGCUGGAAAGGUUGAAGACAGCUGUGGAUGCCAAGGACUACAACAUGUAUCUAGUGCACAAUGGGCGGAUGCUGAUUCAUUUUGGUCAGAUGGCUGCUUGUACACCCAAGGAGAGAGACUUUGUCUAUGGCAACCUUGAAGCUCAGGAAGUUAAGACUGUGUACACCUUCAAGGUGCCUGUGAGCUACUGUGGAAAACGAGCUCGAAUCGGGGAUGCCAUGUUGAGCUGCAGGCCAAGUGAACACAAGGCAGUAGAUACUUCAGAUCUGGGAAUCACGAUAGAGGACCUGCCAAAAUCAGACCUCAUCAAGACCACCCUCCAGUGUGCUUUGGAAAGAGAACUCAAAGGUCAUGUUAUCUCUGAAUCCAGGAGCAUUGAUGGGCUAUUCAUGGAUUUUGCCACACAGACAUACAACUUUGAGCCAGAACAGUUUUCCUCAGGGACAGUGCUAGCUGACCUCCUAACCACUGCCAAUCCAGGAGGGCUCCACGUAGAGCUCCACAGUGAGUGUGUGACCAGGAGACACAACAAGAGCAGCUCUGCCUUCACUUUCACUUGCAACAAAUUCUUCAGAAGAGAUGAAUUCCCCCUGCACUUCAAGAACGUCCACACAGACAUUCAGUCCUGUCUCAAUGGCUGGUUCCAGCAUCGAUGCCCCCUUGCCUAUUUGGGAUGUACCUUUGUUCAAAACCAUUUCCGUCCUCCAGGGCAAAAGGCAAAAGUGAUCUAUAGUCAGGAGCUCAAGACCUUUGCCAUCAAGCCAGAGGUUGCUCCAGAGCUGAGUGAAGGAGGGAAGACCAACCAUCUCUCAGGCCAUCGAGGAAAAAGCCAGAACGCUCUAACCAGCCUGCCCCUGGAGCUUCUGCAGUACAUUGCUGGGUUCUUGGACAGCAUCAGCCUGGCCCAGCUCUCUCAGGUAUCCGUGCUGAUGAGGAACAUCUGUGCCACUUUGUUACAGGAGAGAGGAAUGGUCCUCUUGCAAUGGAAGAAGAAGAGGUAUUCCCAUGGAGGUACCUCCUGGAAAGUCCACAGACAGAUCUGGCAGUUCAGCAGCCUCUUCUCCAAAGUCAAGAGCUGGGAGUUUAACGAAGUCAUUUCCAUGUCUGAACACCUGAAAGCCUGUCCUUUCAACAUUGUAGAGCACAGGACUGACCCCGUUCAGUUAACCAGCAUGUGUCGGCCCCGCGAGCAGCCCCGGAAGAGUUUAGUCUCCACUUUCAGAGCCAGACCUCGCGGAAGACAAGUCUUCUGAGGAUUGGGCCACAACCAUUCUUGGAGUUCCGCUCAGAGUUACUGAAAGUAGGACAGAGUAUGGUUUUGAAGACUCCCCUCUUUGUAAACUGCGUAUGUGCUUAUCUGAGUGGAACACGCAAUGUCCUUCAAAACUCAGCAGGCCUAAGUUUCAUAAGCUAUGGCUUAUCCUAUAGUGCCAUAUGGAUGACUUAUUUCCUUUAUUUUCUAAAAUAGAUCAGUUUUGGGGAGAAAAUAGGUAACUUGAAGCCAUUUGGAAGAUGAACCCAAGUCCUUAGGUGAUGAGAGAGCAAUAAAAUUCCAUAACCAGUGUGCUUUUAGUUUACAAACAGUUUUCAAACUCAUGUGGAAAGCAAUGCAGGGACAGGGACUUAGGUGCAGAGAGCUACCUCCUAGAGCACCCAAGGUGAGGGGCACACAGCUUGAAGUUUCUGGAGCUGGCUUUGUUUUGACGGUUAAGUCCAAGACUUCUUUUAGUUUCCCUACUGCCUCUAAACCCAGGUAAUCCCAAUAUCGCCCAACAGAACACAGCCUCCUGGCUGAGCCCAGCAGCCUGAGGACAACACAGGCCAAAGGAUUAGGGGCAGAAAUGAGGUCAGAGAGUCCACUGAACAGAAUCUUGGCAACCUAUAGAAGGAAAGCCUUGAAAAGGAGACCCAAUACUUAUAUUAGGGAGAAAAUUAGGAUGAAAAGCCACAAACCUGCUUUUUAAAAUUUUUGUAAUGACUUAAGAGAAUUUUUUUUUGAAAAUUACAUUCUAGGUCUGGGUUAGAGAGAGCAUAGGUAUAGUCAUGAGCUACCUCUGCUGUCUAAAAUGGCCUCAGUACACUAAUACCAAUGUCAAUGUCAGUGCUGGAGUACAGACUUAACCAAGGAGACCACACAUUUGGCAAAGUCUAGACAAGACCCAUUGCAGUACCUGUGGUGUCGUCACCAGGUCCUGGAGACAACUCGGGGAUCUCACUGGGAGUCUUGGACAGGAAGCAUGUGAGCUUAAUGGUUCCCUGGGAUUGUACUCUCUAUUGCUGGUCCUACCUCCAGCCUGUCACAAAUGGGUGAUACUGCUAUUUUUGGUGAACAGUGAGUAUCCAUGAGAUUAUAAGUAAAAAUUUAAAAAUACACAAUAGAAAUAGGCAUCCCCUAAAGAAGGGUUUUCUGACCUGGGAACUCUUGACAUGUUGCACUAUAUAAGUCUUUGCCAUAGGGACUGUCCUGUAUAUUGCAGAAUAUUUACCAACCUUGGCCUCUACCCAUUAGAUUUCAGCAGUACCCCCAUGAUGAUAACAACCCCAAAUUUUUCCCGACUUUACUGAAUGUCUUCUAGGAGCAUAAUGUCUCCUAAGGAUUUCAGACCAGUGACAGUAAGUUAGGAUAUGCUGAUUUCUCAGCACAGCAAAAUCAUGUCACAUAGCUAUCCAUAGUUCUGAUUUAAUGUUGCUCUUCUGUAGUUACUAAAUAGGGUUUAGAUAAGUGAAGAUUUCAAGCUGGGAACUAGAUUUAACUUGUUUAAUAUGGCUCCCGGCCCCUUGGCCACUUGUAAGACUGUAUGCUUUCAGCUCUCUCUGGGUAUACCUGAAGCCAGAAAAGUUAUUUAUCUUGUAUUUAUAUUCCUUUUACCUUAAUUGGUACCAUUUCCCCAGCAGUCCUAACAGUUCUCAAGCAAAUAAGAAACAGAGAAAACAGAGGAUGGAGGAGAGGCAUUGCAGGGAAGCAGAGAAAGAAGAAUUUAGGCAGCAAAAGAAAGUCUAGUCAAUCUGGCCAUUCCUGCCUGGCUCUCCCUCUGAACACAGCUCACAGCUGAUGUGGAGAGAGUACACGAUACCACUGAGAAGAAUCAAGAAGGCAGUCAAGCAAGUCUGACCAGAAAUAUGCUCAUCUUUUUUUUCUAAUGUGCCACUUGGUACUAUUUGGUAGUGUAAUUGCAUUUUUUCUAAUCCUUAUUGUUUUGUUUAUACUCCACAUUUGUAUAUGAGGCACACCUUUUAAAAAUGUAAUUACAGUAUGAUCUAGGAUUUUAUUCAGUGGAGAUCAAGUAAAUGGAAAUAAAUAAAUAUGAGGCGGGAAAGAGUUCUUUAGGUAUCAGUUCCAUGUGUUCCUACACAAAGGUAGAAAAUUCCUAAAGUUCACUCUGGACUGUAUAACAGAAUGAGAGAAAGAUGAGCUACAGAACCAAUGGAUGUGAAUGUCAAGGACUACAGUUAGAUGGGUGAGAAGCAAGGUACUAUAUAGAGAAAGAGAAACCAGAGGGCUUUCCCCUCACAAGCUGGGUGGGUGGGAGCAGCCCAGGUUCAGGAGAGCAGUCAGACACUGCCCACAACUGCUCUGGGGGGCUGGGGCAUGCAUACUGACUGCUUCACUUUUGCACCCCUAACUGCUUUAUUGAAUUGAGCUUUAUUGAAUUGAUCAACACCAUCGAACACAGUUUGAUACAUACUUGUAUGCAUCACAGGAAACCAGGGUGCUAAAGGUAACCCCUGGUCCAUAAAAACAAGCACAUUUAAUGGCGAGAGGGGCAGAUGGAGCAGAAGAGAAGGCUUUCAGAGAAACUGGGCCAGGCACAGCCAUGAGGAGAGCAGCAAGAUGAAGCUGGAGGGAACCGUGUGAGCAGUGAGUUGCCUGACGGGCAGCUACACGAGGGCCAGGAGUGAGUGCAGAUUAAGCAGCAGCUGCAGAGCAGGAAGAGGGACUGCGUAGCAGGAGUGGGAGCCUGGCAGGAGAGAUGUCUCCGUGCAGCAUCCUUGAUUGACUGUCUCCACCAAGAGAGACCAUCCACAGUGGGGAUCCGUCCGUACAACUGAGGCAGAAGGCACCCUGCUGCCUUGGUAGCACAGGGAUCUGGGAGCGAAGUUUCCGUCUUAUCAUCAAAGGACAAAUGAACAGCAAGGUGGAACUUGGAGCUGUAUCAGGAAAACCAUCAUCAAAGUCCAAUUUAUGUGUACUGUACAAGAGAUUUUGUGCAUCCAUGGUGACUUUACCUACUGGAAAUGCCAACAUCUCUACAAAAGGAAAUAAAGGCUGCUUUGCUUUC
Lepus europaeus (European hare) is the source of this 5289-nucleotide messenger RNA. It is a transcript of the gene FBXO40, whose product is annotated as F-box protein 40. Gene Ontology annotation, molecular function: ubiquitin protein ligase activity; zinc ion binding; protein binding. Gene Ontology annotation, cellular component: cytoplasm. NCBI's taxonomy places the organism in Eukaryota, Metazoa, Chordata, Mammalia, Lagomorpha, Leporidae. The transcript is spliced from 4 exons. The record is from RefSeq and is a predicted model, not a curated record. The coding region runs from base 127 to 2262 and encodes 711 amino acids.